Messenger RNA from Racocetra persica, 213 nucleotides. NCBI's taxonomy places the organism in Eukaryota, Fungi, Glomeromycota, Glomeromycetes, Diversisporales, Gigasporaceae. The record is from the annotation of a GenBank genome assembly.
CUCAGCGACGAUAGUCUUUCAAAACUUUUUUCAUGCAUCAAGCUCAGCGACGAUAGUCUUUCAAGCCUUUUUUCAUGCAUCAAGCUCAGCGAUGAUAGUAUGAGUUUUGAUCAGAUCAUUCGAGUAUUCUAUAGUAAGCUGGGCGGCAUUAAAAAAAGUUCAAAGGUACCAGAAAUCACAAGGAAGGUUAAACAACUUUUAAGCGCAAAGAAG